AUGACUAAUAGUAUCAGAUCCAAGAAGUGGAUUGCCACUGAUAAAGGUGUGUUGCAUUGUGGACCUCAGAAUGUAACUCUUGCCCAGAACGAUCAGACACUCCUGUUAAAGUGGGAAGAUGACCCUUCUUGCUCUGUGAUACGAGAUGGGCUCAUGUACGAGCUGCAGCUUCUCAUAGCAGACAAACCUGUACACAACGAUGAACUUGUUGUGGCACCUGCACAGAUAGGAUCUACUCAUUCCUGGAAAUGGACUUCCCAUUUACCAUCGCAGUGUGCUCACCAUUCAGUCCGGCUCAGGUCCCAAUACAACAACCAAUCAAGCACAUGGAAGCAAAAGACACUACCUGGGAUGCAAAGCCCAGCAGAAAUAUCAGUUUUCCCAAAGGAUAAAAUACUUGAAGUAGGCAGCAGAGCCACAUUCUGCUGCAUUGUGCCAGAAGGAAAAAGUUUCAGGAGAAUGUAUGUAAAUGGGUAUAAAGGCACGGAAAAAAAGAUCAGUGAACAUGUGCAUGCCCUGACUGUUCACCUGGAACAACAAUCAGAAAACUGGAGUGAUGUAAUAUGUGAAACAACCAAAGGAGAAAUCAGUGGAGCCAGUUUUCACGCUGGCUACCCCCCUGGUGACAGUGAUCUUCAGUGUGAAACCCGGGAUCUGGAAUCUGUCGAUUGUUUUUGGAGUGUAGGAAGGAAAAUGGAGGAACUUGCCAUAGUCAGAAGAAAAUACCAGCUUCAUGGAAGCCCAUGCAUCAAUGGACAUUUGGGUAAAUGCUUCCAAAAAGUAGAGGUGGAUGCAGUUGAGAGGAACUGGACCUUAACAGUCACUAAUCCUCUGGGAAAGCUCGAGCUCCAUGACAGGGCAGACCUGACCAAAAGAGUGCACAUGGUCGCGCCAGACAAAGUGGCAGCUUCAACUGUGAACCCCAGAAACAUCAGUCUGAAAUGGAGCUGGACUGUGAAGAAGUACAGUAAUCUCAACCUCACAUGCCAAGUACAUGUCAGCGAUGGAGACUCGAAUACCACAGUUUUCCAGACUGAAAACUUUGGAGUUGGCCUCACAGCUGCAGUUAUCAAGGACUUGAUACCACACUGGGACUAUGACGUGAGGGUCCAAUGUGGAACAGCACAGCAUUUCUGGAAAUGGGGUGACUGGAGCAAAAGUGUCAAUAUCUGCACGAAGGGUGAUGUUCCAGAUGCUCUUGACGUGUGGAUGAAGGUGAAGGAAGACCAGACUGUAAUCUCCUGGAAGGUGCCAUUGGCCAAUCAGAGCCAUGGAGAAAUCUUUGACUACAAAGUGGCCUGGGCAAAGACCAAAGAGAAAAAUCAACCAAACCAAACCAAUGUGUCCAGAAGCAAUCACAGUCUUACACUCACGCUGGACCCCAGUGAGGAGUACAUGGUCACUGUCACGGCUAGAAACAUAAACGGCAGCUCAUCCCCAUCGACCAUCAUCAUCCCCCACCAUAAAUCCGAGGUGAAGACCUCCUGGAUCAAUGGCAGCAAUGGUAGCUUCUUCCUGUCCUGGCCUGUUAGUCCUAACACCAGCUGUGGCUACAUAGUGGACUGGUGUCCAGUCUUCGAGAACUUUGAAGAUGGUCGGAGAUACCUGCUGUCCAUAUACGCCUGCACUGAGGGAGCUCCGGUGCUACUACAGAGAAGAGAGGGCUACAUCAGAGAGACCAAAAUAGAAGGCGAGCUCUUUAAACUCAAAUACAAACAGGAAGACUCGGCUGUUGAGGUAUCCUGGGAGCCCAUACCUCUGGAAAAGCAGACUGCUUCCAUCCAUGGAUAUAUUCUCUACUACCAGGACAAGAGCGGGAACGUUUUUAAUGUGAGCACAGAUGAUCCUGAAGCCACCAGCCUCACUGCAAAGAACCUGAACAUCAGUACGUACACCUUCACGGAUGAACAUACCCUUCGUUAUCUUCCCUUUGAUCAGAGUCGCUACAGAGAGGUCUGGGAUGUUCCGGAGCUGCAUGAUUAUUUUAGUGCACCACAGCCUGUUGUUGGCCAGGACUAUAUGCCUUCUUUUACCUUCUCUCAGACUCCCAAAGGUUACUACAAUAAGCCUCUGAAGAAACUCCAGCCAUGCCUUACUUUACCCACUACAGGCCUCACAUCUCAGCCAGGCUUGCCAUCUUUUCCAGGAAAUGAUGUAUUUCCUAACCCUUCAUAUAACCUGACAGUGCAGGGUGAGGACCAGCAGUCACAAUCACAUCUUCAUAUCCAGCAGGGCAUACGUAUAAUUGAUAGCUUUCAUGAAUACCAGCCUCAGAGCCCUGAAGAGACCUCUACCGCAACUCAUCCUGAGGACGUACCAGACAGUCCUCUUUCAUAUUCAUCCACGUACAUUUUGUUGCCACAGAAGAUGUUCAAGUAG
Pelmatolapia mariae (spotted tilapia) is the source of this 2379-nucleotide messenger RNA. RefSeq names its product leukemia inhibitory factor receptor-like. Gene Ontology annotation, molecular function: cytokine receptor activity; cytokine binding. Bases 1 to 2379 code for a protein of 792 amino acids. The transcript is spliced from 15 exons. The record is from RefSeq and is a predicted model, not a curated record. Gene Ontology annotation, biological process: cytokine-mediated signaling pathway. NCBI's taxonomy places the organism in Eukaryota, Metazoa, Chordata, Actinopteri, Cichliformes, Cichlidae. Gene Ontology annotation, cellular component: external side of plasma membrane; signaling receptor complex.